GGGGUGCUCUUUGGACACAAAGCCCGGCACAGCGCGGGGAGUAUCGAAGGACGCGGCGCCAAUGGGAACAAACAUGACCAAGAAGGUGGCUUGGGCUGGACUCCGCUCGGACGAGUUGGGAAUUUCCCGGGAGCCUGGCUUCAUUUCUAAGCGCAGGGUGCCCUACUAUGUCCCCCGGGUCGGAGAGUCGCUGCAGUGGAAUGCUGAGAGCCGUGACCUCUCGGGCCGUGACCUCUCGGGCCGUGACCUCUCGGGCCGUGACCUUCCGGGCCGUGACCUCCCGGGCCGUGACCUCUCAGGCCGCAAUGCGCACAACAGAGACCAGAAAUUCACGGUGGCCUCGAGCGCACGUCCGGUGUCGAAGGCAGAAAGGAAAACCGCCGUUGCAAUUCCCCUAAUCACCUCGCCCAAAGGACAGAGGGUUAAGCGUACGGAAGACAGGGUGGCUGCUGACAUCACACCCGCUGCAGAGAACUUGUCAAACACGGCUACGCGUGCGACUCACGAGAGACCGGCAGAGAAGUCACUUAACGCAAUGGUGCCCGCCGCUCAGACAAGUCUGGCCAUCCUGCCCCCACCACCUCCCAAGCAAGCACCGAGCGCGCCGGAUUUUCAGGCAGCUCGCGCAGUGGAGGCCAAUGUGUCCGAAGGGGUGAAGCAUGUGCUGAAGAGGAAGGCUGGGAUGAACGUUGCACCGAAGCGCAGCUGCCAGCGAAGCUCCGAGUACCAGCACCGCUACGGCGGCAGGACAUACACCAAGGUGGCGCCAGUGCUGCUGGCGGAGCAGCUAAAGAAAACAAAAGCUGAUGCCCUGAUCAGUAAACGACGGCCACUGUUGGAAACUCGACCUCGGCCCAAGGAUGAGCAGCCGGCGGAGGUGGCGCAGCAGAGAGACGCAGUGAGGAUCAGGAAACUCAAAUCUGAGUACAUGGAAAACUUCCGAGCCCCUUGCCACUACAAGUUUGGUGACGGAGGCUGGGUGGGCAUUCGGAGCCAGCACUCAGCAUUAAAGGGCACAGAGCAGAGCCGGAGCAUCGGGUGGCUUGCUGAGGUGCGGGACCUGCGGGAGAAGGCAGAAUCGUACAAGCGGCGCCUGCUGGGCACGCACUUCUCCCGCGAUCACCUCAACCAGAUCCUGUCAGAGCAGAACGAACGCUGGGACCAGCAGAGCACGAGUAGCGCGGCCGCGGAGGACUUCAGCAGCGCCGUCGAGGCGCUGGACCUGGCCAGAGUGAGAGACAAACAGAGAGCGUGGGCUCGGAGACCACGCGAGAAGGGUAGCGGAGUGGCCGACGCGGCACAAGAGCGUCAGGUGGGUAACGGCCGUGCGGACAACUUGAAAGGCGGAGCGGCGGACAAAGCUGAUGGCGCAGCUCGCGUGGCGACCGAGGCCUUCGGCAAGCCUCCGGCGGAGAGCGCCGUCGCCUGGGAGGAGAACGCGAGCGGCGAUGCCGCCUCUGCCGCCUCUGCCGCCCCCGCCGCCCCGACCGCCACGUUUGCCGAGACUCGGGAGCUCGCCGCGGAUGGCGCUCGGCCGCACGCUGCGGUGCAGGAGGAGGAGGAGGCAGACGACGCGCGCGAGCGCUGGAGCGCCGCCUCGGUGAGGUCAGAGGCGAGCGGAGAUGAAGGCGGCCGGUUCCCCACCCCCAGACUGACGGCGCUCGGGGGAGCUCAGCGCACGCACCACGACCUCACCACCCCGGCGGUCGGGGGUGCCCUGCUGGUGUCUCCUCCCAAGGAGGGGCUGGCGUCCCAGCAGAGGGAGACGCCACUGGGAAAACUGUUCUCGCCGCACAAGUAUCGCGAUGGAGCCAGCGCGGCUCCACCUCACUCACAGAGCACAGCGCGAGCGCCGGACCUGCUACCGUGCGCGGGCACCAGGACGUUCGACCCGCUGCCCCUGCGGGAGGAGCCAUGGCCCAGCUCGCCCGUGCGGGAGCCGCUCCUCCACUCCGCUCCCGCCAGACUCUUGCCGGGCGCUGAUGAGCGGAUCGCGCUGCUGUCGGCGCGCUCCGAGGCGUCGAGCUCCGCGGCGUCGGAGCUGCUGGAGAGGGCGGUGCAGCACCGGCGCGACGCGUGGACCAAGAAGACACCCAGCUGAGCGGAACUGCCCCGCGGACUCCCCUGCGGACUCCCCCACAGACCACGCAGACGGACGGCGCCGUGGGAGCGGGGUCGUUGCGUUUUAGCGUGGCGUGUGAAGCGAUUCAACACAUGCCCGUUUUUGUUUGGAUUUGGGUCAUAAUUAUUUAAAUAUUCUCUUCUGACCAUUAUCGUGAGUGAUAUGGCUGUAUAAAUGGAUGUCCGUGUGUGUGGUGUGCAUGCGUAGUGUGCAUAGUGGUGUGUAAAUGUCAAAUUCUACUCUUAUGGAAUCACAGCACAAACCAUCGCACCUGGUGAGAUAGGUCGCCACCUGUCCUGUGUCUGACCUGGAUAGUUUGGGAAUUGGCACGUGUUUGGUUGACUGGAAUUGGCUUGUGUCACAUCAUAGCUGGUGUCACAUCAUAGCUUGAACAGCACAUAAAGAUGUGCCUUGCAAAAUAGCUGAAUAUGCGGCCAUUUGUCAUUUUACCAGUUCCAAUCGCCGAGGCACAGUAGAGCGUAAUGCAUAAGAGCUCAACUUGGGUGUCUGCUUUGUGUUUGUGGUUCUGUCUCUAUGGUGUAAUUGAACAAACUUCUCACAUUGCUCUCAGUGGUGUAAUAAUUAGUUGUGACUUUUGUUCCAAUUAAUUGACUGCUCUGACUCAUAACAUGGUGUACGUUUUAAGGGUUGCUAUGGUUCUGAUAUUUGUUGAAGAGUUGCAACGUUACAGAUCCUACAAACGUUGAGUGUGUUUGCUCUGCGUCCGUAAUGUGGCCUUGUUGAUGCUGUAUCUUAAAUUUGCAUUUAUGGUUUUUGUGAAAACAAAACCUGUCGGGCAGGAAUUAUUCAGAACACUUUUAUAUAAGUUUAUACGAUUUGAUAAAAUUUAUGAAAGCCACAUUA
Molecule: messenger RNA, 2986 nt
Organism: Petromyzon marinus (sea lamprey)
Lineage: Eukaryota; Metazoa; Chordata; Hyperoartia; Petromyzontiformes; Petromyzontidae
Gene: SAXO6
Product: Mdm1 nuclear protein
Biological process (GO): negative regulation of centriole replication
Molecular function (GO): microtubule binding
Source: RefSeq, a predicted model, not a curated record